Molecule: messenger RNA, 696 nt
Organism: Budorcas taxicolor (takin)
Lineage: Eukaryota; Metazoa; Chordata; Mammalia; Artiodactyla; Bovidae
Gene: HMGB3
Product: high mobility group box 3
Exons: 5
Coding region: 37-696 (219 amino acids)
Biological process (GO): regulation of transcription by RNA polymerase II
Cellular component (GO): nucleus
Molecular function (GO): DNA binding, bending
Source: RefSeq, a predicted model, not a curated record
CAACUGGAUAAGAAGAGGCACUGCUCAGGAGCAGACAUGGAAAGUCUUCCUUCGACGAGUAAGAAGAUGAAUUUUGUGCUUCGAGUCAAGAUGGCUAAAGGUGAUCCCAAGAAACCAAAGGGCAAGAUGUCUGCUUAUGCCUUCUUUGUGCAGACGUGCAGGGAGGAACAUAAGAAGAAAAACCCAGAGGUCCCUGUCAAUUUUGCUGAAUUUUCCAAGAAAUGCUCUGAGAGGUGGAAGACCAUGUCCGGGAAAGAGAAGUCGAAGUUCGAUGAAAUGGCAAAGGCGGAUAAAGUGCGCUAUGAUCGGGAAAUGAAGGAUUACGGACCAGCUAAGGGAGGCAAGAAGAAGAAGGACCCUAAUGCCCCCAAGAGACCACCGUCUGGAUUUUUCCUAUUCUGCUCUGAAUUCCGCCCCAAGAUCAAGUCUGCAAACCCUGGCAUCUCUAUUGGAGAUGUGGCGAAGAAGCUGGGCGAGAUGUGGAAUAACUUAAGUGACAGCGAGAAGCAGCCAUACAUCAACAAGGCAGCGAAGCUGAAGGAGAAGUAUGAGAAGGAUGUCGCAGACUAUAAGUCUAAAGGGAAGUUUGAUGGUGCCAAGGGUGCUGCUAAAGUUGCCCGGAAAAAGGUGGAAGAGGAAGACGAAGAGGAUGAGGAGGAGGAGGAGGAGGAGGAGGAGGAGGAAGAGGAUGAAUAA